This is a messenger RNA of Effrenium voratum, 2106 nucleotides long. Lineage: Eukaryota; Dinophyceae; Suessiales; Symbiodiniaceae. The record is from the annotation of a GenBank genome assembly.
UAGGAAGACAACACGCAAGUGCCCUGCCUGCAAUGGACAUAGAGUCCAGCGAUCGCUUGGGCGAAUUAGAGAAGUCCUACAGCGACCUGGCUCAGAGAUUACAUCGACCAACCAAUGUCAAGUACACGCUUUUGUGGGACUUUGGCAAUAUCCUGCAUUGCUGCAUACCACGAGGACAUGGCCCAUCCCUGCUAGAUCAGAUCAGGAGCCUUUUCAAGCAAAAGCCCAGCGUUUGCUCUGCAACAGCGCGACAGGAGUUGGGCAACCUGCGCCAGCAGGCAAACAAGCAACGCUGGACCUGUUGGGAGAGCGAUGGGUCUGGUGUUGAAGUUGAGGUUGCCAUGCUCAGCGGUCGGUCCUGGAAGUUUGUCAUUGGCAAAUCGGCGAAGGGGUCUGAAGUCAAGGAGCGGCUUGCUGGGCUGUCGGGCAUCCACCUCACAGAGCUCUCUCUCCUUUGUGGCGGCGCUCAAGUGCAGGAUGCGGAGGUUCUGUUGACUGCCUUCGAGACGCAUCUUCUUGGACCACCACCUCAGCUUCACCUGCUUCGAAUUUUCAGGCCCUUUGCACUGAGCUGCAGCACUGAUUGCUCUGUGAAGUUGUGGGACAUGGACAAAGCAACCUGCGUGCAAACGCUUCGAGGCCAUGGCGAUGGAGUCAUGUCUGUUGCCGUCGAUUGGAAGUCCAGAUAUGCUGUCAGCGGUUCCCACGACUGCACACUUCGUGUUUGGGACCUCGACCAUGCCAUUAGCGUACAACUGAUACAGCUAGGAGACCAUCCAGCCUUUUGUUUGGAGUUUGAUCAUUCUGCCCGCAGGAUCUUGACAGGUUCGUGGGACAAGAAAGCAAAGCUUUGGGAUAGCGAAGUGGGCGAGUGCGUGGCUACCUUCAGUGGCCACGCUGGCAUGGUGAAGGCUGUGAGGCUGAACUGGCCACGUCGGCGAGCUCUCAGCGCCGCAUGUGAUGGCACGGUGAAGCUAUGGGAUAUUGACACCUUGCAGUGUCUUCGGACGCUGGAUCAUGGCGAGGAGGUGUGGGCGGCUGAUGUAGAUUGGGACCAAUCACGGGCCCUCAGUGGUUCCAUGGACGCAUCUCUAAGAUACUGGGACCUCAGCACCGGCAAGUGCUUAGCGGCGCUAAACGGCCACACUGAUGCUGUUUCUUCCGUUUUUCUUCGGUGCUCAGAAGGUCAAGCGCUGAGCGGCUCGUGGGACAAAACUGUAAGGCUCUGGGACCUGGCCGACUCUGCCUGCAUGGCUGUCAUGGACAACCGCUGUGCCGUGAUCACAAUGUCGGUGGAUUGGAUACAUCAAGUUGCGCUGGCGGGUUCCAAAGAGGCCAUGAAGCUAUGGCAGCUGCAGACGCGGACAUGCAAACACGUCUUCGAGGGUCACUUGGACGACGACUCUCAGGCCUAUGGUAGCGCCCGGCGACAGUAGGGUCUGGCCCGAAAACAAGUGCUACAUGAUCAUCCAGUGUCCUUCAGCGGCAGCCCCACCUCUGCCGCUCGGCAGCUGUGGCAGUUGUGAGUUGUGCAUUGGCUUCUCUGGGUGGUUUUAUGCAUUCAGGAGAGGCAUUGACAGAGAGAGAGAGAGAGAGAGCGAGAGCGAGACAACAAUGUGCGCCGAGCCCACAUACAGGACACAAGAACAUUAUGCUAGAGUCGACUUCGAUUCAGCAUGCAGUACACAAGGAAGCAGCUUGAAUUGGCAGCAGGUGAGCGUUGGGCACAACGAGGCAGUCUCGUGUUUGGUGAUCAACUCUCCGGAAAGUUCCUGCUCGGCAGAUGAACAGUUCUGAUCUUAUUGCCUUCGGCAAGCCAGCGUGGCGUUGCCUUAAUUUUCCCAGCAAUCUUUUGUGGCGCACUGCCAACUGUCCAACCGCUUUUCAAGUUGUCCGGUUGUGAUUGUGCCACCUUUUGGGUGACACGUUACAUGCGUGCACGUUCCGAGAAUUCGGACUGCUGGCCAAGCCACCUGUGGGUGGAAAUUGUUUUUGUGCAUAGUUGGGAUUUGUUCAGAACGUCAUCGUAGAUGUCACGUCUGGGCAACUUUGCCAUACCAUGGUGCGCAGAUCCCUCCUCGUCAAUACCAGGCGUGUUUGAUUGAG